Cloeon dipterum is the source of this 5362-nucleotide messenger RNA. It is a transcript of the gene wdb, whose product is annotated as widerborst. Gene Ontology annotation, molecular function: protein phosphatase activator activity. Gene Ontology annotation, cellular component: cytosol; protein phosphatase type 2A complex; nucleus. NCBI's taxonomy places the organism in Eukaryota, Metazoa, Arthropoda, Insecta, Ephemeroptera, Baetidae. The transcript is spliced from 9 exons. The record is from RefSeq and is a predicted model, not a curated record. The coding region runs from base 582 to 1991 and encodes 469 amino acids. Gene Ontology annotation, biological process: protein dephosphorylation; signal transduction.
UGCGUUAGGUGAAGCAGCCGCGAGUGUCUUGUUUCUCGUCGCAUCUCGCGAGAUUUGUGGCACGGACUAGCGAUCUGUGGUCCUAUUUUGAGCCGCAAGGUUAGUAUUUCCGCGAGUCGGUGCAAUUCGUGCUGCAAGUAAAUAGAGAGGUGCGAUCCGAGUGCGGCGGGAAGCGAGCCGUUGCGCGCGUGGUGCGGGCCGAAAAUGCGUUGAGUCGCGUCACCGCGCCCCAUUCCGCGCGAGCCGUGCUAGCCAGAGCAGCGACGACGACCACUCACAAUACAGUCGGCCAGCCGCCAUGUCUUUGAGCAGCUGAGCUCACAUCGCCGCCGAAUCCGCCAGCCGAGCCGGAGAGUCGGCCGACCCGCGUCGGCACGCUCGAGUGCAGCGCCGCUGCGAAUGCAGGCGGCCCCCCCGACGUCGUCCGCGUCCCCUUGUGCGUCCGACGGAGACACCGGCCGAUUGUGUUAGUACAGUGUGCCAUGCUGCGUGAUUUCGGCCGAGCAGCAGCAAAAGUAGCAGAAUCGACGAGUGUUUGAACGCCAACGAGAGCCGAACGUGCACUAGCAACAACAGUCAUCAUGUCGUCGACGACGACGGCGUUCGUCGACCGGAUAGACCCGUUCGCAAAGCGCUCCCUCAAGAAAAAGCAAAAGAAGUCGCAAGGUUCUUCGCGCUAUCGAAACUCUGGCGACGUCGAGCUGCAGCAGCUGCCCCUGCUGAAAGAUGUGCCGUCUAUGGAGCAGGAGGAGCUGUUCAUCCGCAAGCUGCGGCAGUGCUGCAUUGGCUUUGACUUUAUGGACCCGGUGGCCGACCUCAAGGGCAAGGAAAUCAAGCGCGCCUCCCUCAACGACCUUGUUGACUACAUUACCGCAGGUCGAGGUGUUCUCACCGAGCCUGUAUACCCUGAGAUUAUUAAAAUGAUCUCGGCCAACUUGUUCCGCACAUUGCCACCCAGUGAGAAUCCGGACUUUGAUCCCGAGGAGGACGAUCCCACGCUGGAGGCAUCGUGGCCACACCUGCAGCUGGUGUACGAAUUCUUUUUGCGGUUUUUGGAGUCCUCAGACUUCCAACCAGCGAUCGGCAAACGAGUCAUAGACCAAAAAUUUGUUUUACAGUUGCUAGACCUGUUUGACAGCGAAGAUCCUCGAGAACGCGACUUUUUAAAGACGGUGCUGCACCGCAUCUAUGGCAAGUUCCUCGGUUUGCGCGCCUUCAUCCGCAAACAGAUCAACAACAUCUUUCUCAGGUUUAUAUACGAAACAGAACACUUCAAUGGAGUGGGCGAGCUGCUGGAGAUACUGGGCAGCAUCAUCAACGGCUUUGCGCUGCCCCUGAAGACAGAGCACAAGCAGUUCUUGGUCAAGGUGCUACUGCCACUGCACAAGGUCAAGUGCCUCUCGCUGUACCACGCGCAGCUGGCCUACUGCGUGGUGCAGUUCCUUGAGAAGGACGCUACCCUCACCGAGCCCGUAUGCCGGGGCCUCUUGAAGUAUUGGCCAAAGACCUGCAGCCAGAAGGAAGUCAUGUUUUUAGGAGAAGUAGAAGAGAUUCUCGAUGUCAUCGAACCAUCGCAGUUUGUUAAAAUUCAAGAUCCAAUGUUCCGGCAAAUUUCAAGAUGCGUCUCCAGCCCCCACUUCCAGGUCGCCGAGAGAGCACUCUACUUCUGGAAUAACGAAUACAUCAUGUCUUUAAUAGAGGAGAACAACCAUGUGAUUAUGCCAAUCAUGUUCCCAGCGUUAUAUCGAAUCAGUAAGGAGCACUGGAACCAGACCAUAGUGGCCCUCGUGUACAAUGUGCUCAAAACCUUCAUGGAGAUGAACAGCAAAUUGUUUGACGAGUUGACAGCGUCAUACAAGACGGAGAGACAAAAGGAGAAGAAGCGAGAGAAGGAGCGAGACGAGCUGUGGAAGAAGCUGUCCGAGAUAGAGAUAAACCACAAUAACAAAGUGAAAGAACCUGGAGACUCGAAAGCAGCCGCCGGCAAGUGAUAGUCAGCGCCGCCGCAUCCGUCGCGCGCCGCCGCCUCCGCCAGCUGCAGCAAGUCGGGCGCCACCGCCUGCGUCGAGCCGCCGCCACCGCUGCUGGCCUCAACGGUGGCCCCGGCAGCGGCGGCCACGGCCAGCGGCCGCCUCGGCGAGUGUGACAUUUGAACGCAAGCAUACGGACCUUGGAUGUGUGACCGAGAGAGAGACUGCCAAACGAUGAUGUCCUAAAUUAUGAUUUAUCUUGCCCUGCCCCCCCCCCCCCACUCCACACUGCAGACACGAGGAAGGUGAAGGAGCUACUCUUUAACGGAAAAGGAAAGAAAGGAAAAUAUCACUAAUAGACUCACCGUGGAUUAAAAGAAACCUUACAAUUUAGAUUAGGCCGUGCUUUUCUCAGCAAGUUGUUACACAGAAAAGAAGAAAACUAAUUAACAGUUAGACGAGUUAAAAAAUGUGGGAAAAUGUCCUCUUUGCCGCUUUCUGUUGGGACAACUAUUUAUAUAAAAAGAAGAAAAAGUACUUGUUGAAGCCAUUAACCGCGAAUAAGGAAACGCUGUAAGCCAGUGAAGUUCAUUUUUACCUCGCACCGGGCGAGCCGCCGCCUCGAGACGCACGCGCCCCCCGAUCAGUUGACUAAAACGUAAUAAUCGCUAUACUUUUGCCAUAUCAACCUCGGAGGGACAGAGUGGGGGAGGAGAAUUGAGGCGGCGGUAGCGUUCCGCGGUGCCACAGCCAGGGGUUGCAAAGUUAUUUUUCUUCCAAGAAGAGAAAAACCCAAAAAAACCAAAAGGCGCGAAAUCCCCUUCCGUCAUUGUCCGUAAAAGAAAAGUGUUUCUGUUUUAAAUAUAAUGUGAUGCAAUAUAAAUAACUAAAAUACAAGAAAAUAUGUACUUGGUAAAUGGUGUAGCUCAAAUUAUUAUUAUCAUCAUCAGCAGCAUCUGUCAGAACGAAAAGAGCUACUAAUCGCAGAUUCUUUUAAGAAAGAAAAAAUGCACCAACCACGCAAAUUGCAAUCAUCUGUGUUUAUAUAAUUAUGAUUCCCCCCCCCCCCCGUGUCCUCGCUAAUUCCGUGCGAGCGUAAUUACGUUUUUGUCGUCUUGAAAGAACCACAACACAGACAGAUCAAUUCGGUCGCUCUAUUUUUGCUGCCCAUUCAGUAGCGUGUCCAGACAGGGAAACAGUUCUCGAAAGGCAUGUGACAAAGAGAAACAAACGUAGUGAGCCGUAAUUUAAUAAUAAUUUUGCAUCAAGACUAACUGCAUGAGUCAUUCUGUAAUAAAUAUUAGCGUUUCCUUUUUCCUCAGCCGGCAUUUCAGUUUUUCUUCCAAUACAUGGUAGCGUUUUUAUUGCUAAAAAGGGCAUACACAGCUGAUAAUUUAAUAAGACUCCAGAAAACGGUUUUCUUCUAUUUUGUCCUCCUAGAAAAAGAGAAAAUUCCUCACGUGUAACCACUUUUUCUAAGCAGAGAGGAGUUUUUUUGUAUCUAAAAGUUAGAUUCUUAUAAUGAUAAGUGAGCAAAGCGAAUACUGUAUUUUUCGGCAUCACAUUUUUUCGCUUUUCAACGGAGGUUGUUUUUUAUGUAUCCAAAGAGUAAAAAUCUGUCUGCCUGCGUGCUUGUUCACUCUUUACCGCUCAUUGCAUCACAUAAAAUCCAUUUCCAACCAAGUCGCCUCUGCGAAGCAAAAAUCGAGCAUCUGGGAGAAGUCUUCUUAGUGAGGGCUCAGUAACAAUCUUUGUUUUUUCAUCAACUGCGCUUUUGUUUUUCCGUUUUCGCUUGCUUGGGCCUGGCACUGAGGCGGAUUGGGCCAAUUUUUCUGUGUUGGAUACGCUAAUACGAGUAUGUCGCUUGUUCUGAUUUUUCUCAAACUUUUCUUGCCGCCAAACACAAGAUUAUAAUUUUCAAAACCGUCGACUGGCACACCGAUCAUCUCUUUUUACGGAAAAUCAAACAAAGUGUGCGUGGAAUUUUUAGGAUUUUGAUAAAACGCAUCAGGGAAGGGGGAAUAUAGCACUUUUUACUGAUUUUAACCUGUUGUUUUGAAGCGAAGUAAAUAUUUACGAUGAGGCUCUCUUGUGAUCAAACAUUUUGAGUUGAGCGAGUUAUAUCUCUGUGUGUCAAAAGUAGUAUAAAUCGAAAAAGCGCGGUUUGAGUGUUGCAAAAGUAUCCGUACAAUUAUGGCUGACUCCCACACACAGACACUCACACAACACACACACGCCCCAGAAAGAAAAAAAGAGUUAUUAUGUAAUCUUAGUGCUGAUCUUUCGUCCAACAAGUUCAAAAUGAUUGUUCAACAGAAAAGUUACGAUAAUGCUUGCCAAUUGUGUACUCGUUUGUAUUAUUGUUCGUUUACGAUUAUAAUUCUUAACACACACGCGCGCGCAUACAUAAAUUAAAAAUGCAUACAUUUAGGUGAACGAGAGAGAAAGAAAGAACGAAAGUACGAAUCCGCCUGUUUUCUCCUCCUUCGUUUUGGAAUACGUGUAAUUUAUUGCGCUUUGAAGAGGCACGUUGGCCCUCAGCAAGAAGUGUGCGCCUCGCGGAAAAGCGGGGGCGCCGAAAGACUCAACGAAAAGUGCUUCGUGAGUGCUGCUGCUGCUCUGACAUUUUUAAAAGAAAACAUUUUUGUUGAAAAGAGUAAAAAAGAGUGCCAACGUCCUCUGUGUUCGUCCCCACGGAUGACGAAUAAUUAUCUUUCCUUCUGCAGUCGCCAGGAGUAUAAUUCAGUUUCCCGUUAAAUAGCUUAUUUGUUGUGCGGAGUAUGUGUUAACGAGAGGAUUACCCGUUUGAAAUUUGCCGCCCCCACAGAAACACGUAAACAGUCACAAAAAUGAGAUGUGUAAUUAUAAUUAUUAUGCCCGGCCCGGGAGACAGAAAACCGAUUCUUGUGUAUUAAACGACGCGUUAUUGCCUUAGGAACUGAAUGCUGCCUCUUUUGCUCUCAUCGUUGGUUGACGAAAAAUCCGGUAACGUAACGAUUAUAUAUUGUACUAUUUUCUCGAGCGCGACACUUUGGUUCUGUAUUAAUAUACACAACACACACAUAACACACACGGAUUAUUAUUACAAAGAUGUAAAUGUUAUUCGGUGAAUUCACUCACUCACAAAACAACACACACAAGGCAAACAAAGUAAAACGCUGAGCUCCUUUUUCUGUACUUACUUAUUACUUCACUACUUGUUAUCUUUUAGGGUUGAAACUCAUUUAUUUGUUUGCUUGUGUCGACAAAUGUACGUACGCCAAAUGGAUGAAAAAUGAGAAUUUACUAACUGAAGCAAUUCGUAAUUUAGUUUGUUGGUUUUUUGAAUAAAAAAUAGUUUUUUGUUUACUGAUAAUUUUAAUGUGUAUAAAAAUAAUAAAAAUAUAAGUGAA